Messenger RNA from Pistacia vera, 588 nucleotides. RefSeq lists its product as uncharacterized. The record is from RefSeq and is a predicted model, not a curated record. Lineage: Eukaryota; Viridiplantae; Streptophyta; Magnoliopsida; Sapindales; Anacardiaceae. The transcript is spliced from 2 exons. Bases 1 to 588 code for a protein of 195 amino acids.
AUGAAGCGUGCCGAAGGUGAGCUUGCGGAAGGCCCAACUGCAAAGAAAUCCACGACUAUCUCUAAGGCGAUUGGUGAGAAGAGUGCCACCGAGCCCCCUAAGAGGCCAGCGAAGAAGACGUUUGAGCCAACUGUAGGCUCGAGAAAAGGUAAAGCACCCGAGCAGCAUAAUGGCUUGGGGAAGAAGAAGGUGAUUGAGCCUCAUGGGGGCUCGGGCAAAGAGGUCGCUACGCAUGCUGGCGGCAUUGAGAAAAGUACGGCCAAAAGUGCAGCCAAGAAGAAGCCCACUCCUACAGAUGUGGCAGCUACUGUUGCCAUGGUGAGCCCACUCUUGUAUGAAGAAUGUAGCCAAACCUUGGAGGGAACUCACAAAGGAUGGAUGCUGGCAGAGACGGUAAAAGAGGAUGCCUUGGCAAGGGCCGAGGUUGCGGAGAAGGAGAAAGAGAAAGAGGCUAGGCAAGCUGACCUUGAGCUCCUUAAAGAGCAAGUUGCGGCCUUUGGGUUCAAGGAAAGGGAGUUCCUUGACAAACUCAAGGUGAGUGCGGCUGCUCAGAGUAAGGCUAAAGCUAAGGCAACAGAGGCCAACUAG